This is a messenger RNA of Microtus oregoni (creeping vole), 1676 nucleotides long. It is a transcript of the gene Gbx2, whose product is annotated as gastrulation brain homeobox 2. Gene Ontology annotation, cellular component: nucleus. Lineage: Eukaryota; Metazoa; Chordata; Mammalia; Rodentia; Cricetidae. Gene Ontology annotation, biological process: regulation of nervous system development; regulation of transcription by RNA polymerase II. Gene Ontology annotation, molecular function: DNA-binding transcription factor activity, RNA polymerase II-specific; RNA polymerase II transcription regulatory region sequence-specific DNA binding. The transcript has 2 exons. Bases 88 to 1134 code for a protein of 348 amino acids. The record is from RefSeq and is a predicted model, not a curated record.
UGUCGGGUGCUCCCGGCGUCCGGAGGGCUUCUAGGCGGCGCGGCACGGGGACUUUUCGUCUCUCCCUGGCCUCUCCCGAACGCGUCUAUGAGCGCAGCGUUCCCGCCGUCGCUGAUGAUGAUGCAGCGCCCGCUGGGGAGUAGUACCGCCUUUAGCAUAGACUCGCUGAUCGGCAGCCCGCCGCAACCCAGCCCCGGCCAUUUCGUCUACACCGGCUACCCCAUGUUCAUGCCCUAUCGGCCCGUGGUGCUGCCGCCGCCGCCGCCACCACCUCCCGCGCUGCCCCAGGCUGCGCUACAGCCGGCUCUGCCCCCCGCGCACCCUCACCACCAGAUCCCCAGUCUGCCCACUGGCUUCUGCUCCAGCCUGGCUCAGGGCAUGGCGCUCACCUCCACGCUCAUGGCCACGUUGCCCGGCGGCUUCUCGGCGUCGCCCCAGCAUCAAGAGGCGGCGGCCGCCCGCAAGUUCGCUCCGCAGCCACUGCCUGGUGGUGGCAACUUCGACAAAGCCGAGGCGCUCCAAGCCGAUGCGGAGGAGGGCAAAGCCUUCCUGGCCAAGGAGGGCUCGCUGCUCGCCUUCUCUGCGGCCGAAGCGGUGCAGGCGUCGCUCGUCGGGGCUGUCCGAGGGCAAGGGAAAGACGAGUCAAAGGUGGAAGAUGACCCGAAGGGCAAGGAGGAGAGCUUCUCUCUGGAGAGCGAUGUGGACUACAGCUCAGAUGACAAUUUGCCUGGCCAGACCGCUCAUAAGGAGGAAGAUCCCGGCCACGCACUGGAGGAGACCCCGCAGAGCGGUGGUGCAGCGGGCAGCACUACAUCCACGGGCAAGAACCGGCGGCGGCGGACUGCCUUCACCAGCGAACAGCUGCUGGAGCUGGAGAAAGAAUUCCACUGCAAAAAGUACCUCUCCUUGACAGAGCGCUCGCAGAUCGCCCACGCCCUCAAACUCAGCGAGGUGCAGGUAAAAAUCUGGUUCCAGAACCGCCGGGCCAAGUGGAAACGCGUCAAGGCAGGCAAUGCCAAUUCCAAGACCGGGGAGCCCUCCCGGAACCCCAAGAUCGUCGUCCCCAUCCCCGUUCACGUCAGCAGGUUCGCUAUUCGAAGUCAACACCAGCAGCUGGAGCAGGCCCGACCCUGAGGACCCAGUCAGGGUGGACACCGUCGUGGAGAGGCCCUAACACCCGAGGGAACCCGUGGCAGAUUCCACUGUUUGAAGCAGAACUCAAAGGCACCUCCCAGAUGUGGACAUCCCAAGCAAAUUGAGAAUAUAUUCACUAGAUGGGCUUAAAGUGGGCUACGGCCACACCAGAAGAUACACUAAAUAUUUAUUAUACGACCCUACUUUGUACAUAGAUAUCUAUAUAGACUGGAUCUCAGCUGCAGUAUUUGAAAGGGAUAGGACCAAAGGUCUCCACCCACACAUUCCAGAUGAAAUAAACCCACCACUUGGUAUUCUGCCGCCCCGGGGCGGCCACCUUCCCAUACUUUCCCAAAGGUAAAUGGGAGACACAAGAACAAACACUGGGGUUUAAACUUAUUUUUUGUUCUUAAUUCUGGCUUUUUGAGUUGAGCGCAGAGCAGACUUCUUGGAAUCUAGGAAUCUGCUCUGCUCAUUUGCCUUUGCCUGGCUUUCUUCCCUGGGCUUGUCUAUCCUAUAUCUGAGCCAUGGCGGAAGCACGU